Messenger RNA from Syngnathus typhle (broad-nosed pipefish), 2625 nucleotides. Its product is annotated as metal transporter CNNM1. Gene Ontology annotation, molecular function: transmembrane transporter activity. The record is from RefSeq and is a predicted model, not a curated record. Bases 4 to 2619 code for a protein of 871 amino acids. NCBI's taxonomy places the organism in Eukaryota, Metazoa, Chordata, Actinopteri, Syngnathiformes, Syngnathidae. Gene Ontology annotation, biological process: magnesium ion homeostasis; transport. The transcript is spliced from 10 exons. Gene Ontology annotation, cellular component: plasma membrane.
AGCAUGAUGGCUGCGGAUGCUGCUCCCUGCCACAUCCUGCAUCCUCUAUUUAUCCUCUUCCUCUCAUGGUUUGCAGCUCCCGCCACGGCUCUGCUCGGUGUCCGUCCUGAGGACACCCAAAGCGGCGAGCUGUCCGUGCAGGACGGAGUGCUGAGAGCCACGGAGGGGACUCGCUUCGUUUUGAGGGUUUACUACACGGAGCAUACCCGCGUGAACGGGAGCGGGGAGGCCGAUGCGGCUACCGCCGCACCGUGGAUCGCCUUCAUUGAGGAACCGGAGCGGGAUGCGGGACGCUCCAGGGGGAACCUGUGUGAGGUGGAAAGCGCCCGGAGUUCUGACAUUGAGCUACUGGGCUCGUUUAGAACCGCCUCCAGCCACAACUCGGUGCUCGUGGAGCUUCUCGCCAAGCACCUGCGCCGAGGCGAGGCGGUCAAGUACUAUUCCAUGUGCGCAUUCGACGGCGUCAAAUGGGAGCACUUUGACACGAGAGACUUUUGGCUGGCGGUGGUAGAGAGACCCGCCGAAGCGGACGCGUGGCUGCAAGCCGGCGUGUCCGUGCUGCUCUUGGGGCUCUCCGCACUUUGUAGCGGGCUCAACAUCAGCAUGCUGGCGCUGGACCCCGUGGAGCUCCGGGUACUGCAGAACAGCGGCACCGAGAAGGAGCAGAAGUACGCACGGAACAUCGAAUCCGUGCGCAAACACGGCAAUUAUAUCCUGUGCACCGUAGUGCUGGGUAAUGUCCUCACCAACACUUGCUUCGUGGUGUGGAUGUGUCAGAUUUUGGGAAUGACUGCGCUUUCCACUGCAUCCUGCACUUUGGGAAUUUUCUUCAUUGGGGAGAUUCUGCCUCAUUCGGUGGCGUCCCGGCACAGCCUCGCCAUCGCGUCCAAGACCCUGUGCGCCACACGGCUCCUCAUGCUCCUCUUCCUGCCCAUCGCCUACCCGGUCUCCAAGAUCCUGGACUCCCUGCUCCACCAGGAGAUCUCGAGCUUCUACACGCGGGAGAAGCUCGUGGCCAUGCUGCGCGUCACUGACCCGUACCACGACCUGGUCAAGGAGGAGCUCAACAUCAUCCAAGGAGCUCUGGAGCUGCGGACCAAGACAGUGGAGGAUGUUCUCACUCCUCUGUCCGACUGCUAUAUGCUGUCCUCGGACGCCGUGCUGGACUUCAGUACCAUGUCUGACGUGAUGCAGAGUGGCUUCACCAGGAUCCCGGUGUACGAGAACGAGCGGUCCAACAUCGUAGACAUCCUGUUUGUCAAGGACCUGGCUUUCGUGGACCCCGACGACUGCACCCCACUCAAGACCGUCACCGAGUUCUACAAGCACCCCAUGCACUGCGUGUUCAACGACACCAAGCUGGACGUGAUGCUGGAGGAAUUCAAACGAGGCAAAUCCCACCUGGCUGUGGUGCAGCGGGUCAACAACGAAGGCGAGGGAGACCCCUUCUAUGAGGUGAUGGGCAUAAUCACCCUGGAGGACGUCAUCGAAGAGAUCAUCAAGUCUGAAAUUGUGGACGAAACAGAUCUUUAUACUGAUAAUCGCACCAAAAGGCGAGUAUCGCACCACGAGAGGAAACAGCAGGAUUUUUCCAUCUUCAAAGUAGCAGAAAAUGAACUGAAUGUGAAGAUCUCCCCUCAGUUGUUGCUGGCAACACAUCGCUUCUUGGCUACAGAGGUGGAGCCGUUCAGGCCGUGUCACCUGUCAGAGAAGAUCCUGCUCCGUCUCAUCAAGCAUCCCAGUGUGGUGCAAGAACUCAAGUUCAACCCCAAGAACAAACACGCUGCGCAGCACUACCUCUUCCAGAGGAACAAACCCGUCGACUACUUUGUCCUCAUCCUGCAGGGACGGGUGGAGGUAGAGAUUGGAAAGGAGGCCCUCCGCUUUGAGAACGGAGCAUUUUCCUACUACGGCAUGCCAGCCCUCAUUUCACCUCUGCCGAUCGGACAGCGAUACAACUCUCGCAGCAGUGGUCUGAACCAAUCAGACUCGCUGCUGAGCGGCGGCAGUGUUGGUCAGCUUUCAUCGGGAGGGCUCUACUUACCGGACUACUCGGUCCGACAGCUCACAGACCUACAAAUAAUCAAGAUACUCAGGACACACUACCAGAACGCCCUGACGGCCACACGGAUGGACAGCUCCCCGCAGACGCCAGACCCGGUAGAUGCAGAUGCUAAAGGGAGGCUGCCCGUCGUGGAGGCCCGCUCCCACAGCAUCGCUCUCCCCCUCACCAGCGCCCACACCCGCCUAGGAUUAGCGCGGCUAGCUCAGCUGCAUCCCCACGUGGGCCUUCGCAACACCUCCAGGCUCAAUCAGAGAAAUCGAAUAGUUCGCAGCAAAUCUGAUGGCCAGCGGAGUCCCAAUGACAGCGUGUUCCUCCGGAUGGAUGAGAUUCCCUUCAUCCAAGAAGAUCGACCAGAGAAUUAUGGAGAAAACGACGUGCCUAUAGACUCUCAGCCAUCCACCUCUCCUUAUAUCAGCUCUCGCUCUCUGUCCAGCUCUGACGAGAACGUCGGGAAGAAGCUGCUGCGUAAAUUGAGUAACAAGAGGAGGAAAAAGUCUCGGGAUGGAGAAAAGAGCUUGGAGGAAGGUCUGGAGCAGCCUCCAGUGACAAGCUAGCGUACC